Peniophora sp. CBMAI 1063 is the source of this 1386-nucleotide messenger RNA. The record is from the annotation of a GenBank genome assembly. Lineage: Eukaryota; Fungi; Basidiomycota; Agaricomycetes; Russulales; Peniophoraceae.
AUGGAGGCAGCCGAUCCGACUUAUCCUUUUCUGCCUAUCGCCUGCCUCUUGUCUUCUGUCAUGCUACUUCUCGUGCUCAUGACCAGCUUCAUCCGUCAGAGAUGGAACUUAGGCGUUACCUUCUUGUGCUUUUGGCUCUUCAUCGAGAACAUCACAAGUGCUGUUAGCGCUGUCAUAUGGUCGGACAAUGCCGACGUCAAGCUUUACGUCUACUGUGACAUUGUCACUCAUCUGCAAAUCAUUGCAGCCAUAGUCAAGCCCAUGGCGACGUUGAUCAUUACACGCCGACUACAUCUCAUUGCCAGUCUGGAAUCAGUCGAACUUCCCAGCAGAGCCGCGAGGCGCCGUGAUCUUGCAAUAGAAUGGACACUCGGUCUCCUAUGUCCGCUUCUAGUGGCCGGUCCCAUCUACUACGUGGAUCAGGGUGCUCGUUUCACGAUCUAUGAAGGAUCUGGGUGUGCAACUGCUGAGGAGGAAUCUAUACUAGAGGUUCUCAUCCAGGAACUCUGGUCAAUCGUCCCUCCCCUGAUAUCUGUCAUAGUUUACUACCCAAGAGUAGUGAGAACGUACUACCGCCAAAGCAAAGACAUCAACAGCUUCUUACGCAGCAACCCCUCGAUCUCACGCACGAAUUACCUCCGGAUUCUGAUCCUCGCCAGCAUCGACAUCCUAUUCAUACUGCCCAUCGGCGUCGUAAACGUCGCGCUAUACAUAAGCGCUACACUAUCCCCUCCCAAGUACUUGCCCUUCUAUCCCGGCUGGGCCUUCCUUCACGCCGAUUGGACACCCAACUACUUCAUCAAUUGGACAUCUCCCGUCCUCGCAUUCGUCAUAUUCGGUCUGUUCGGCGCGACGGCCGAAGCGCGUGCCUCGUACUGGCGCAUCAUCUGCACCGUCGGAGGCUGGCUGGGAUGGAAGCCUACCCUUCGCGCGCGGAACGGACGAGCGUCGCUGGGAGAGAUCAACUUCGGCGCGCGACCGCGGGAAACCGGCACGUCGGGGCUCGACCUGGAGAUGGGAUCGCGUCCGCCUAGUUUCGUUAAUACCCAAGUGACCGCUAUGAGACUGGACGUGAAUGAAGGGUCGGGUGACGGGUCGGCGACGGACCUGAAGUCGAUUGGGGAAGCGCGUCUUCAAGAACUUCUAGACGGCAAGGACACGGAAAUCGACGGUCGUCCUGUCGGCAACGGUGGCAGCGAACCAUUCAGAAACCUGGAGAGAACGAGCGGCUCAAGCGUCUACUCGACUGUGCCGCCUCGGACGCCUGGCGGCACCAGGGGCGGGUGUUCGCUUCGGUGGGCAACGAAAGGUGUUCGCGGCGACAGGUUUCGACCUCCCAGUCGCCAGCCCGCUCACGUCUCAAUAUGGUUAACCGGAUUCGCGUAG